AAACCAAUUCAGUGAUCGUCCUACGAUUGCUUGCUGCAGGCUCGGCAAGCCAAGCCCGAACAAGGUUACUCAGUACAGAUACAGUACUUUAGUUAUCUUCGGCCCUGUACUGUAGUUAUCUUCGGUCCUCCGACAUUUUUAUAAUGUUUGCCGAAUGCCUUUAUAUUACCGUACUUCCUGCACUUUAAAGCGCCUGUUAGUAUUCUUCGUCAUCUGCAUACGACGCCAUACGUACAUAACACAGUCAGAUCCGGUCCAAAGCAGCCGAGCUCUGCUGUGGUUAGUGCAGUACAAGACAGCAAACUGGAGCAUCGCAAAUCGUUUCAAAAACGUUGGCUAGCUAAGCACAGGGUCGGACAUUUUUCUACGAUUUAUUGGUUUCAUUUUACUGCAGACACAACAUACGUAUAACGGGUUCAGCGCCUGGAAAUACACCCGUUCAGAGCCUAUUCUGUCCACAAAGACUGUUAAAAGUUAAAUUCUGAAAAUGUUGAAUUGUGGAUUAUUUGCUGUUGAAUCGAACAAACCGAUUCCACUGAGCGCUAUUCAUUACGAUGUGGACGUCAAAGGAUUUGCCGGUUCCAUCACUAUUAACCAGACUUUCCAGAACGUCGAAUCCACGGAUCAUCUGGAAUGCGUGUACGGAUUCCCGAUGAACGACCAAGCCGCUGUCACGGGCUUCACCGUGAAGAUCGACGACCGUACACUGAUCAGUCAGUACAAGAAGAAGGACGAAGCCUUCAAGGAAUACAACGCCGCGCUGCAACGCGGAGACGGCGCGUAUCUUCUGGACCAGGCGGAUCGCAGCGACGACACCUUCGUGCUGAGUGUGGGCAGACUGCCGCCCGGGAAGGAGUGCGUGGUCAGCAUCAACUACGUCUGCACACUGGACAGCGUCAGCGAGACGAAGCAGCGACUCCUCAUUCCCAUGGCGCUCUUCCCGCGAUACAAUCCGAAUCCGGCAGGUGUACUCGACUUAACUGCUGCACCAGAGAAAUACGCUGCAACGGUGUCGUAUAAAGCGACGCUGGAUGCCAAAAUCGAAACUUUGGAUAAAGUGAAAUCAGUUUCCUCUGUCUCACAUCCGAUUGCUGUUAGCAUUAUUGAACACAAAUCUGUUAAGGUCACUUUCGGUGCGCAGCAGCAACCAGUUGACCGUGAUUUGGUAAUCGAUAUUGAGAUCCAAAAUAAUCCCCAACAUUACGUUUUCGUGGAGCGCGUCGACGGUGAUCAGUUUGUCGGCAUGUAUUCGUUCGUCCCACAACUCGAAACAGAUAGCCAAAAAGUCCUGAGUGAGCUUGAGCUGGUCUUUGUCGUGGACUGCUCCGGAUCGAUGGAAGGAGAUAAAAUCGAAGACGCGAAGCGGGCGAUGCAAAUUUUCCUCCGAAGCAUUCCAGAAGGAUGUUAUUUCAACUUUUACCGCUUUGGUAGUACAUUUGAAUCAUUGUUUCCUGAAAGCAAACUCUACUCUGAAUUAACGUUCAAAGCUGCAAAAAGCUAUGCUGAUGCCACAGCUGCCAAUUUGGGAGGAACAGAGAUCCUUCAACCGUUGCACAAGAUUUUUGCAACUCCUGCGCUUUCCGGUUUUUCUCGGCAAUUAUUUAUUUUGACCGACGGUGAAGUUAGCAACACAGAACAAGUAAUAGAUCUCGUCAAGAAAAAUGCGUCGGAUUCCAGAGUGUUCUCAUUCGGGAUCGGCGACAGCUGCAGUCGCUCAUUGGUCAACGGAAUCGCGUUGGCUGGCAACGGGAAAUCAGAGUACUGCAAACACGGAGAAAUAUUGGAAGACAAAAUCGGCCGCCAUCUGGAACGAGCGUUGCAGCCUGCCGUUGUACAAGCGAGUGUUUUGUGGGAAGGAGUGAAGAACGUUCAACAAGUGCCGUAUGUGCUACCUCCCGUAUUCCGCGGUGACCGGCAAAUCGCUUAUGCGUUCUUUGAAGUUGGAGAGACAGAGCAGAGUCCAAAGGUCAUCCUGCAGCUCAAAGACCAAGUGGCCGAGCAAACGCCUUUCAAGUACCCAGUGAACGAAAGCAGUCCCGGCAUCCAAAAACUCGCAGCGCGAGCCCUUAUAAAAUUCCUUGAGACAGCUCCAAGUGGGAGCUAUUUGGCUGCCAACGGUGGUUCAUUACAAAGACGAAAUAAUGAUCCGAUACAAAUGAUGCAGGAGGCAGCCAGUGAUCCGAAUAAUAAGAAAAAAAUUACAGAAAUAUCCCUAAAAUAUGGUGUAAUGUGUAAGUACGUUUCGCUCCUAGCUGUUGAACAGCGAGUAAGCGGUAUAGCAAAGGAGAUGCAGUUAAGAGAAGUUCCUGUGCAAAUGUCAGCGUCGCGCUCGCAGUUUGGUUUAGGAUACAAGGCUACGCCCACAAGUGUCUUCCAAGGCUAUCAACAAUCUCAACAGGCAAUUGGAGGUUGGUUCCGAAAUUCAGCGCCGGUCCAGUUUGGACAGGCUUUGUCUCAGUCAGGUGGUCCACCAUUGUUUGGAAGUGUCUACGGAAGUUCUGGCUCAUAUAUUAGUACUCCAUGCUCGUCUGGGAAUUUCGGAGCGCAACCAUUUUCCAGCUUUGGAGGUAUGACAUUUGGCAGUUCUGGAAAUCAUCCGACUUUUGGACGUUCGAUGGCGUCUGCAACUGCCGGAACGCAAUUGUUCGGAAAUUCUGGGGCACAAUCUUUAUUUGGCAGUUCAACAUCAGCCAGCACGACUGCAAACACUGCUGGUUUUUCGUUUGGAAAUGCAGGAACAUGGACACACUAUUCUGCUCCCUUCGCUCAUGAACUGUCGAAAGAUUCUGCUGCUGCCAUCGAUAUCUUAUCCGAGCUUCAGAAUUCUGCUACACCGUCCGCUACAUCGUUUGGAAGUGCUGGCGUACAGUAUGAAAAUUCUGGUGCACAAACCGAUUUUGGAUCACAUCAGCCCGCGCAGCAGCAGCAGCAGUAUUCCGACAUGGAGCGAACCGGCGACGUGGAGAUGUUCGACGCAACACUGUGUCACAAGCCGGUUUUAAACCAGGUCUUGGAUUUACAGCAGUGGAACGGCACCUGGGAAUUUUCGAUGCAUUUAGAGCGAAUUCUCGGUGUCACUCAGGAUUCCGCAGCGAAUAACGCCGGCGAGAUGCUUGAUGUGGUUGUCCUGGCGACAUUGCUGGUUGUGGCUUAUCUGAAUGCUAAACAUGCCGGUCAAGUGCACAUUUGGCAAGCCAUUGCUAACAAAGCGUUGACCUUUGUUCGGAAGCACAUUUCUGCUGAGAAGGAAGCUGUCGUGUUAAAGAAUUUGCAAAAUUUGUUCUAAACAGAGUUUGAAAGAUUUGUUUUUCUUUAUUAGUUUUGAGUUUGUAUAGCGCACACGUACAGUGUAGUUACUAAAAAUUUAACCGAAGAAACUACAGAAUUAGCAGUGAUUCUGGCUCGCUUCUAAGGCUAUCAGUUUGGAAUUCCCAGGGCGUUGUUUUUUUUUCUUUUACCGUAAAUGUUCAUCUUACAUAUGAUCUUGUUUUGAGUAAAUUUUUAAUUGG
This is a messenger RNA of Paramacrobiotus metropolitanus, 3509 nucleotides long. Its product is annotated as von Willebrand factor A domain-containing protein 5A-like. Bases 488 to 3286 code for a protein of 932 amino acids. The transcript is spliced from 3 exons. NCBI's taxonomy places the organism in Eukaryota, Metazoa, Tardigrada, Eutardigrada, Parachela, Macrobiotidae. The record is from RefSeq and is a predicted model, not a curated record.